Mesorhabditis spiculigera is the source of this 1203-nucleotide messenger RNA. NCBI's taxonomy places the organism in Eukaryota, Metazoa, Nematoda, Chromadorea, Rhabditida, Rhabditidae. The record is from the annotation of a GenBank genome assembly.
AUGGCCGGCCACCGGAUACGGGCCCUUCUCGUCCCGCUCGGCAUUUUGAUGAUCGCCAACUCGGCGACAGCCUGCAUUUGCCUGCCACAACUCUCCCUCCCGCCACUACCACUUUUCGGCGGCUCGUCAUGCUGUCCGCCACCUCCAGCUCCGAGCUGCUGUGGAGGGGCUGCGCCGCCGCCAUGUGGAGGGCCUCUUGGCGGAGGUUGCGGUGGAGGUGCUGCUCCUCCUCCUCCUCCUCCCCCUCCUCUUGUUCCAUCAUAUGGCCAACUCGGUGGCUACGUCCCGCCGCCACCACCCCCGAACCCCGUCCAGUUUCCGCAACAACCGCUGCUCUCCAAUAUGAAUCCGCUAUACGCCACGGGCGGCGGUGGAGGCGGUGGCUUCAACCAGGGCCCUACCCAGACAAUGGUCGCGUCGUCCCAGUUCGUCUCGCAGAAUCGUCCGGAAACGUCUGACCUCGGCUCGAACGGCUUCACCGGCACGGGGACGAACAACUACGGCAGCACGGGGCGCCAACCCGAGGUGGCCGACGGCGGCGACGAGUACGACGAUGUGGAUGAAGGAUCUACCCCGGGUACGGUAGCCGGAAAUGCCGGCCGAGAGGGCAUUGAUAAGGAGGUCUCCGAAUAUGAGGAUGUCGAGAGCGAGGUCGUCCAGCCGAUCGCUCCCAGCACUACCGGAGGCUCCUCUGCACAGGCCAAGCCACAGACUUCAGAGUACACCGAGAGCGUCCACAUGCCUACAAACGCGAUCAACCCUCCCACUGGGGAGGCGUCAAACUACGGACAGCCCAAAUCGACCGCCGGGAAUACGGUAGAUGACUACGGGGAUGUGGAGGAUCAGCUGGCGACUACGCAACGCCCCGCUCCCGCCGAGGUGCCCUACAGUAUCCCGUCAUCGCGCGAAAAUCAGCGACCGGCUGAGGAGGUGCCCUAUCAACUGCCGAGGGGAGGAAGCCAGGAGAUCCCCGAACUCAUCACUCCGUCUCCAUCCGGGUCCUACAACGGCCCCUCCUACAGUACCCCGGCUUCUCCAGCUCCUGGAGAUGAUCAAGGAGAAGAUGGAUACAGCGAGGGCGACAAGAAGGAGGCCGAGCUCCCGAAUGCUCUCCAGUACAAGCCCACCCCACCUACCGUAUCCCAGCCAGGCCGCGGAAACUCGGAUUAUGAAGAGCUGCCUGAUGCACCGGCUGAGGUACUG